Messenger RNA from Schistocerca cancellata (South American locust), 7553 nucleotides. RefSeq names its product mitogen-activated protein kinase-binding protein 1 (gene Wdr62). Lineage: Eukaryota; Metazoa; Arthropoda; Insecta; Orthoptera; Acrididae. The transcript is spliced from 29 exons. Gene Ontology annotation, cellular component: mitotic spindle. Gene Ontology annotation, biological process: regulation of mitotic cell cycle; mitotic spindle organization. Gene Ontology annotation, molecular function: protein binding. The record is from RefSeq and is a predicted model, not a curated record. The coding region runs from base 145 to 4776 and encodes 1543 amino acids.
CUGGAUUGGACGUCACCGCCGCCAACACGAUCUCUUCGGUCGGUGUCAUCUGCUUCGCGUGCUGGGAUUCCGUCCUGUCAGAGAGUGUGGUGGAGGCUGUGAUGGCACAACGGUAGUAGCGGGAGCUGCGCCAGUCGGACCGCCAUGAUCCCCGCCAAGAACUUGGCCAACGCCGCCCGCGACAAGGAGAACACGCCCGCCUACCAGGUGAAGCUCGAGCGGGUGCUGGGCCUCACGGUCUCCAGCAAUGCCGCCCUGGACUGCGACCCUGACUCGGAGCAGAUCGCCUACUCUGCAGGAUGCACGGUGGUGCUGUUCAACCCGCGCAAGGGCCGGCAGCAGCACCUGCUCAACAGCAGCCGCAAGACGAUCACGUCGGUGGCGUUCUCGGCCGACGGGCGCUACUUGGCAACGGGCGAGUGCGGCCACCUGCCGUCGGUGCGCGUCUGGGACCUGCACCAGCCGCAGCCGCCGCAGCCGCCUCUGCCGGACGCGGCCCCGCCGCCCCAUCUCGCCGCCGGCGUGCAGGUGGCAGAGUUCACCGGCCACAAGUACGGCAUCAACUGCGUGGCAUUUUCACCAAGCCACAAGUAUGUGGUUUCAGUUGGUUCCCAACAUGACAUGAUAGUCAAUGUAUGGGACUGGCGUUCCAACAUCAAAGUGGCAUCCAAUAAAGUUUCAACAAAGGUGAAGGCUGUCUCCUUUGCUGAAAAUGGCAGUUACUUCGUUACUGUUGGAAAUCGACAUGUCAAAUUUUGGUAUCUGGAGUAUUCUCGAUCUGCAAAAUAUAAAGAACCAGUGCCCUUAAUGGGCAGAUCUGCCAUUCUGGGGGAACAGCGUAACAAUUAUUUUUGUGAUGUUGCUUGUGGCCGUGGGGAGAUGGCAGACUCUACGUAUGCAAUCACAAAGUCUGGUCUUCUUUGUGAAUUCAAUAAUCGCCGUCUCUUGGACAAAUGGGUUGAGCUGAGAACUACAAGUGCCAACUGUAUGACUGUUGGGGAAAACUUGAUUUUUAUUGGCUGUGCAGAGGGUAUUGUGAGAUGCUUCAGUCCUCAAACUCUCAGAUUUGUUACUACUCUUCCGAGGACACAUUAUCUAGGUGUCGAUGUUGCUCAGGGUCUUUCGAUAGCACAUAUGGCUGCUCAUCCAAAUAGUGCCAAAUACCCAGAUGCCAUAGCUCUCGCUUAUGAUGAAAAGAACUGCAAACUGACUUGUGUAUAUAAUGAUCAUAGUUUGUAUGUUUGGGAUGUCCACGACAUUAAGAGGGUUGGAAAAUCCCAUUCAUUCCUGUUCCAUUCAGCAUGCAUUUGGGGAGUGGAUGUCUUUCCACCAUUAGACCAAGGUGGAGAAAUAGCAGCAACUAUGCCACCUGGUUCAUUUAUUACUUGCUCAAGUGAUGAUACCAUUCGUGUAUGGAAUCUUGAUCCCAACCUUCCUCCAGACGACACUGUUUACAAACGCAACAUCUAUAGUAAUGAGCUGUUGAAAGUUCUGUAUGUUGACCCAGAAAUGACAUACCUGAAGGAUCUAGAUUUGGCUGCUGCUGGUGCUGAAAGGAAUGACAGUUCCUAUGAUGGCCGUAAUGGUGUCAGGUCAAUAAGGAUAAGUCCAGACGGCAAGCAUUUAGCUUCAGGUGACAGGGCAGGUAACAUCAGGAUACAUAGGUUACAAGAUUUGCAAGAACUGUGCAGGAUAGAGGCACACGAUGCAGAGGUACUGUGCCUUGAAUACAGUAAGCCAGAAAGUGGUCAUAGAUUCCUUGCUUCAGCAUCUCGUGAUAGACUUAUUCAUGUCUUCAGUGUUGAUAAUGAUUACAACUUCCUUCAGACAUUAGAUGACCACUCAUCAUCUAUUACAGCUGUUCGAUUCCUCAACAUUCAUGACCAGCUUCAAAUGGUCUCAUGUGGAGCAGACAAGUCCAUUAUAUUCAGGCAGCUUCAGGGGACACCUGGAGGAACAUAUCAAUUUUCUCGUGGUCACAAUGUUGCGGGCAAGACGACACUGUAUGAUAUGGAGGUGGAUUCUGGACAGAAGCAUAUUCUAACGGCAUGCCAGGAUCGCAAUAUCAGGGUCUAUAAUGUGAACAGUGGGAAGCACAGCAAAACAUUCAAGGGAUCUGUGAGUGAAGAUGGAUCACUGAUAAAGGUGGUAUUGGACACUAGUGGUAUAUAUGCUGCAACAAGCUGCACUGACAAGACUCUGUGUGUGUAUGAUUAUUACUCCGGGGAAUGUAUGGCAACAAUGUUUGGUCAUUCUGAGCUGGUGACAGGUCUUCGCUUCACAGCAGACUGCAGGCGACUGGUUUCUGCAUCGGGGGAUGGUUGUAUCUUUGUGUGGAGACUUCCACAUGACAUGGUUGUAACCAUGCAUGCAAGGCUUGCUCAGCAAGCAGCCCGAGCAGGGAGGAGGCCCCUAAAAAUACCAAAUGGUGUACAUCUGGAUAAUGAUGGCUAUGGCUCUCCACCUCGAGAUUACUACGAUCCAAAUGCGAACACGGAUUUGCCUGAUUACAGGUUUAGUGUUGGUCAGUUACCAUUAUGGGCCAAAAAACAGAUAGCAGACAAUGACUUAACUGGGACUCCAGUAAGUAACAGGCAAAUGGAUCUUCCAAAGGGACGAUGGGCUCAACGGCUUGGAGAUGGUGGUAUUACAGUGAAAUCAGUGUAUGACAGUGACAGCAUAAUUCCUAUUCCACUUGGCCAAGAUGUUGUAGAUAAACGGGGAGACUCUGAUGGUGGCUCCAAAGACAGCUCCAUUGACAGUGGAACUGAGCUGAGACAAUAUUCAGAUUUCAAGAGGGAAACAAUGAUUAUAUCGAAGCAGAUAACAACAAGUAAGGUCACUGUAUCCCGCUCAUCUGAUGGAAUGGAUCUGAGCCGAAGCAGACAUUUAACAGAUGAUAGCAGCAUUGGCAGUUAUAAAUAUGAGGAUAUGGAGAGCACUGAACAUGAUGGUGAUGUUGAAGAUUAUUCUGAAGGGGAAGGGGAAUCCACAGAGCCUGAACAGACACAAAGGCUCAUUUAUUAUCCACCAGCAGAAGAAACUGGCAGUGACUACACAGUCAAUGCAAUGGAUGUGGAGGAACUUCGCCGUUCCCAGCGGAAACAUAAGAGGAGUCAGCGGCCUGAGCACCUCGCUCCUCUCUCUGUCUCAGCAUCAGUAUCUGGCAGCCAGGAUAGUGAUGACGACGAUGAGGAGGGGGCAUCAACUCCUGGCACAGAGAAUGUUGACAAGAACAUUGCCUCCUUGUUGUCAGCAAGUACCGAGAGCCUUGAUAGAGUUGGCCGCCGAGAAAGCUUCCUCAAAAACACAUUUGAGUCAUUAAGUGGCAUGGAGCAGGAUGCAGAAAGAGUCAGUAAAGACCAAGGUGGAACCAGCAUCUCGUCUCAAUUUCUAGUCCGCACUAACCAGACAGGAAUAACACCUGCUUUGAGAAAUGUAGCGGUAAUCAAUGCAGCAAAGCAGGCACGAACUGACUCUGAAACAGUUCGAAAGAGAGAGGAACUGCAACGUCGCAUAGAGGAAACGCGUCGAAAACUUCAGAAUGUAGGGCAUCGCUCCAACUUGAAAACCAGCCAGAGUACAACAGAUCUGAGCCAUCUACCAGAUAAGAAUUUCCGGCCAACAGGCCUGGCACAACGCUACACAUCUGCAGGAGUGGACAGUGAUGAUGGUGGAGAUAUUGAUUCAGGAGAUCUGCGAAGGUCUUGUUCGCUGAGUGACUUAUCGAAACCUUCGAGGCGUCCUUUGCAUGGUGGUCCUGUGCAAGUUUCAGGUAAAGCUAAUAAACCUGUGUCAGGAACGAGGACUCUUCCACGACACAGCAGUAAACAGGCGUCUUCCAGUAAUUCAAAUAUUAUGAGAAGCACAUCAAUGGGGGUCCUAAACCAGAGUGAUUCAGAAAGUGACCUGAGUUUGCAGCGUUCCAGCAUGGCAGCACGACUGAAUGGACUGAUGAGACCAACAAUAAGCUCUCAAAAUAAAGUCAAUACACUUAGUGUAAAAAAUGCAAGCAGCAACAGCCAGUCACACAGACGAGGAAUGAGACCAUCAUACUCAUCUGUUAAUCUGAGCCAAGUUGGUAACAAUGAAGAUUCAAGCUCAGAAGAGACAUCCUCGGCCCGAGGGAAGUCGUCGACAAGCAGCCGACCACGUAGUACGAGCACUGAUCGUCUCACUAAUGGGGCUCCGAACAGUUUGCCUCUUAGUCCUGACAGCCAGUUGAUGCCGCCACCAAGGAGGCUAGCUGGAGGGGCGUCAAGCAGGCAACGCAGUGCGGCCAGUGGCAGUGCGUCAGCAGGUGGCAGAGGGUCUAAACCAGUCCCUGCCGUGCGGCAACACCAGCUGGACCCCAGUCCACAGGAGUUGCCAGUCAAAGACACUGACGGGCAGUCUCCCUUUGUGGAUGUUGCUAGUGCACCUUUGUCCCAGCAGCUUUGCAGCUCUGUUGCUGAGCAGCUGACACGUACAGCAGACAGUGUGGUGCAGUUAUACAAACGAUUAGCUGUAGAGGGAGACGAUAAUGCGACAGCAGCAACAGCCAUGUUACAGGCGUUGGAGGAAGCAGUAGCUGAAACACAGCGCACAUUGCGUUUAGUGACUGAACCUGCCCCGAGUCCUGACCAGACAUCACCUGUGUCACAGUCGACAUCUCCAUCUGGGCCAGAGAGUCAAGAACAGAAGAAAGUGAUGGUCAUGAUGCAGCAAUACUCGGACAUGUUGCUUUCCAUGGUGCAUCAGCGAAUGAACAGUGCUGCCCAGCAGAAGCCAAGCUAGGUUUUUCUCUAGUGUUCAAAAGAACAGGUUUACUCGUGCUGGUACUGAUUGUGACAGUCAGUGUAAUUUGGUGAAACAGGAUUGUAUUUGCACAGUCCAAGAGACUCAAAUGUGAUUGUUAAAUUUUUAAGGAAUUGUGCACCUGUAGAAUAAGACAAUAUUAUACACAAUGUUUCAGAUAUCGUUUUUACAGCAGGCGAAUAAGAUUAUGUUCAUACAUAAGCAUUCGUGACUUUUCAAGAUCCAUGUGCAGAGCAAGAAUCCAUUGGUUUAUGAAAGUUCAGGAUAACUUACUAUUGUAGCAACAUAUAUAAAUCUGUUGCAGUAAAAUACCAUUUGCGUGGUUUUCAGUUAUGAUUCUAGUAAGGGAAUUUGAGAGUUGUCAUCUGGUAAAUGCAAUGGAACACUGUCUGAAUCUUAAGAGACUACCACAAAAAUAUUUGUAGAUGGAGAUGUAUUUUAUGAAGCUUAUAAGAUGCUUUCUAAUGUGUUACUAAAGUGGUAUCUGAAAUUCUAUGAAAUGUGCAGUGCAGUUCAGUAUCAGAUCAUGAGGUGUAAGAUCACUUCUUAAAAUGGCUUCUUUUUGGUAACUGCCAAAUGCCAUAUGUAUAUUGCCAGAGGGGACAGACUUAAUUGGUGGCCCUUGAUUGUAAGAUGAUUUUGCUAGCAGCUUGUGUAACCAGCAAUAGAUUUGCGGAUGAGUGGCAUUUACCAUGAGAAUUUGCCACUGAGUUAUCGUAAACAGUAUGUGAAAACUGACCUCCCUACCUGUCUUCAAAUAUGUGCACCUAAAUGUUUGAGAACCUCUGCCUUAAGCAUUUUACUUUCACCCUCUGAAGAAGUGUGGACAUUAUAAACAGUAAAUGAUGUGUUUGACACACAUGAUUAUAAAAAUGUGGUGGUUCUGCAGUUGAAGAGAUUCAGAUUGGGUACUAGUCAUAUUCCGCAGGUGGACUUGAAAAUUUACUUACUGAAACCAUAAAAAUAUGUUGUGUGCUGAGUUAUUUAACAGCCUUUACUUUGUACUUCUGAAGCAUCCUUACAUGAAGAUUCACUUAAAAUAUGUUGAUAUAGUUUGAUUUUAUGUACACUAUUUAUAGAAAUUGUAAAUUUUACACAGUAUUUGAAAAUUUGAUGUGUGCAUAAAUUCUUUUGAGAUGUGUUAAAUGGAUAUGUGAUUUAAAAAAUAAUACGUCAUCUUGUAACGUCUGCUUGCCGCAGGAAUAUUGUGAUAAAUUUUUAUAGAAUGUGUGAUGAUUGUAUUGGUAGAUGUGUUGUUCGAUUAGCUAAUGUUCAAGUGAUUGGUGAGUAAUUUUCCACAAUGCCCAAGUACCAUGAAUCUAUGUACAACUAAAACUUUUACAGCAGCUGACUUAAUGUUUAACUUUUAUUAAAAUAACAAAUUCAAAACAGUGGAAUAAUAAUGACACAGCCACAAAGUUGAAACAAAUUUAAUUUUUGAACAUAUUUCAUCAGAAGCCUUUUCAGAAAAACUGUGGAUUCCUAAGUUGUGCUAUUAACAAAAAUAUUUAUAAUUCAUUAAUUUAUUCACAUGUUAAAAUUACUAGAGCCUUGCAUAUUGUCGUAUGUACCAAUUUGUGUGUGUGUGUGUGUGUGUGUGUGUGUGUGUGUGUGUGUGUGUGUCAGCAUGAAUCUCAUGGCACUUGUAAAACUUGUGUUUCAACUUCGAAUAUACAAGAUGUAAAUAAUUGUUUAAUAUGUUAACAAAAUGUACAAAUAUAAUAAUUUCUGUUAAGUUUUACUUUUUAAUGUUAUGUGUAUGACUUAGCAUGUCUGAAUGGUUAAAAUAAUAGUGUUGAGUUAAUCAACUGUUACAAAAAUUGUACAAAAUUUAUGAUUCAUUGGUUAAACUCCAGUGUAAUUAUUGAAAAAACAAUGAUUUUUACAAUGUUACCUUAGUUUUAUGAAAUAAUAAUUUUCACUUGUGACAAACUCAAAAUUAGAAAUUGUGUUUUGACGUAUGAAAUGGGUUUGUCUAAGGUGAAAUGAAAUUGGUAUAUGCAGUCAUUGACUACUGUGUGUUUUGUUACCUUUUUGGGAAGUAUACUAUUGACUAAAGAUGUCUCCUGCCCUCCUUUCCUCUAUUCCUUGUAAGAAGAAAUAUUUGCGGGGAAAUGAUUAAAAAAAAGUGAAUACUGUUUUGACAUUGCUGCUUCCUCUAUACUGUUGCUCCUAAGCCAUAGUAAUAUGUUUUAUUCUUGACCUUUCGGGAAUAAUUUUAUUUAACUAUGGAGGAUUUGCUAAUGGUUCAUUGGCUUGCGUUUAUAUUUCUUCUUGUCAAAAUCACAAAUUUAUUGGUAGUCCAAUAAUGUGAACAAAUCUGUUUUCGUGGUUCAUCUUAACUUUUUAAGAUUGUUGUUGCAGUAAUGAUUGCAUUUUGUCACACAUGGUUAAAAAGUUGCCAAAAAGUUUCUAUACAUAAAUCUUUUGUGUAAUUCUCGUUUUCGACCCAAGCUGUAAGAGUGAUGUGAACUAAUUGUACCACUCAUCAGAAACAUGAAAGAUGUGUAAAUUAUUUGUAAUGGUUUUCUGGUGAAUAACUGGUGAAGAAAUCAUGUAAUAUUACUGUCACCCAAAUAUUAAGAAAAAAAUUCUGCUGCUUGAUUACAAUGACAAUCCUUCAUUAACAUGUUUGUCAGUAACUGUUUCUCCGAGGGAGGGGGCAGACAUACUACUGUCUAAUUUCUGUGUGAAUGGUUUGCAAAAGUCCUGUAAAGUGUAGCUCAAUAAAGAGAAUAAAUGACUGAUGCUGUUUA